Molecule: messenger RNA, 939 nt
Organism: Phycomyces blakesleeanus NRRL 1555(-)
Lineage: Eukaryota; Fungi; Mucoromycota; Mucoromycetes; Mucorales; Phycomycetaceae
Exons: 2
Coding region: 1-939 (312 amino acids)
Source: RefSeq, a predicted model, not a curated record
AUGAUCAUGAUGACAACCUAUGCUACCUCCGCCAAAGGAAAGAAACCCUACAAGAGCUGGCUUAAAGAUGGAGUUAAUGGAGGCCCGUCCUCUAUGGAUAUCCUUGUCCACUGGCUAUCUGUCAAGGCAAACUACGCCAAAUGGAGAGGAGACGACAGCGAACGCACCCCAAAGAAACUUCUCCUCGAAGGCAUUAUUGACAAGAUGCGAGAAGUAGGAAUAUAUCAUCGUCUGGCCAAAGAUGUGGCCAGCAAAAUAUCCACUCUCCAGAGCAACUACAGAUCUGCACGUGAGUGGAGUGAAACAGAAGGUGAAAAACUACGAGGAGCAGGUGCCAAAGAAGAAUCAAUUCAUGAAGAGAUACUUAAGCGCUUUCCAUACUGGGAUGCCUUGCGCGAAGUGUUCGGAAGUACUAGGACAACCUCUUGGCCAAUGUCGAUCAGUAGUAUUAUGCACAGAGUGGAAGAAGACGAACUGCUCAAGGACCAACUCAAGUAUGAAGAGACCUCGAACGAAGAAGACGAGGACGGUGACACAGACUCCCUGUCCCCACCCAAACGACGCCGCCAGCUGAGCGAGGACAGUCCGCAUUCUCUCGCAACCACCACUGUCAGCACUUCCGGCAGCCCCGUAUUAAUUCGACCCCUCCCUCGCGUCGUUCCUAUCAUAACCCCCCGCACCCAGAGUCACCUCGAGAAGCGCGACGCCCUCCUUGCUGAGUCUCUUGUCCAGGUCACACGCGAGAAAGAAGCAGGACGUAUGAAACGCUCUCACGACAUGUUGGAAUUCUUACGCGAAAAAAGACUCGAGCGCGAACAGCUUCUUAUUGAGAAGGAAAAGACUCGUCGGAUCAAAGCUAAAUCAGACCUAGUAAAACACCUUAUUGAAGCCGGAUUCUCCAAAGCAGAAAUCACUGAACAGUUAAAAGAAGUCUCAUGA